CCUCUUUUGGUAUUCAUAUAUUUAACUGGUAAUAUUACACAGUUAUGUGUGGUAAGGUACUCUUUUGUUCUAGCUGAGAGAAGUUAAAGAAAGUUAAACCGACAGUAUGGAUGCUUUCUACAUGGUUUUAUUGUUUUGCGUUGGUGGUGUACAAGGAAGCACGCAUUUAUUGUUACUAAAUGAAGAACAGAGUGUUGCUAUGACGUGUCACCAGAGCAGCCCUCUUUGGUAUGUCGAUCGUGACCUUGACUUUCAGUUCGAUUGUGAUGUGAAAAACCAUGACAAGAUGACAUGUGACGUCAACUCAAACACUAUUACACUUCAUAAACCAGAGAACAGUGCAAUGUAUGCUUGUGGACCCAGUUCAAAGCACAAAUCAUCUUGUCAAAAGGCUAAAUUAUUGAAUUCUGCUUUUACUGAAUGUAACUGUCAGUCUUUGGAUUUUUUCAUCGUGGCAGUGACAGAUGAUGAUGAUGAUGAUGAUGAUGAUGAUGAUGAUGAUGAGAAAGGGAAGACCAUCAUUCUAAAAGAAGAUGCAGCAGCACAACCAUUAACCAAAGAGCCUGGAGACAAUGUUACUCUACCAUGCAAAUUCAACCUGACAAGAAGUGCUUCUUAUACAGUGUAUUGGAUCAAAUCUGAGAAUGGCAAUACAUGUCUCCAUUCUAAUCAUGCUGCCUCUAAUUCAUUUGAAAACAACACCCACUGCUGUGUUGAGGGGACCGGUUUGGAAAGAAUGAUUUACAAGGAACCACCAAAUUCAUAUUGUAGUCCCUGUGUACACGACCUUAUUAUAACUAGCGUUACAGCCUCUGAUCGGGGGCGUUAUGUCUGUAUAGUAAAUGUGUUUGACUCCGGCAAGAUCACCUGGAGGGUUAUAACCAACAUCUCUAUUGACAUCUCUCAAGCAAAUGAUCCAUUUCUCCCUUUGUAUAUUAUCGGGGCUGUUGUACUGGCAGUUCUUAUAGGUGCUAUUGCCCUUGUGAUGAGAAAGAAGAAAGCCAACACAAAGGGUUCUACAUCUUUAAGUAUGCAAAGAGACCAGCAAGCGGUUGAGUUACAAGACACUGAUUGUAAGUGUAACGUGUUCUUCAAAAACACAAUACGAAUAAAAAAAGAUACUGUUAUAGGUAGUUUAUGAUUGUUUUCCAUUAGC
Messenger RNA from Acipenser ruthenus (sterlet), 1156 nucleotides. RefSeq lists its product as uncharacterized. Bases 107 to 1141 code for a protein of 344 amino acids. The record is from RefSeq and is a predicted model, not a curated record. Lineage: Eukaryota; Metazoa; Chordata; Actinopteri; Acipenseriformes; Acipenseridae. The transcript has 5 exons.